Molecule: messenger RNA, 2103 nt
Organism: Nicotiana attenuata
Lineage: Eukaryota; Viridiplantae; Streptophyta; Magnoliopsida; Solanales; Solanaceae
Product: alpha-L-fucosidase 1
Exons: 3
Coding region: 188-1741 (517 amino acids)
Biological process (GO): glycoside catabolic process; fucose metabolic process
Cellular component (GO): lysosome
Molecular function (GO): alpha-L-fucosidase activity
Source: RefSeq, a predicted model, not a curated record
AAAAAAAGUAAUUAUCAUUAACAUUAUGAUGUUGUUUGAUUUUUAAGUAUUUCCAAAGCCCAGUCCUCUUUCUUAAGUCAACACUUGGAGUCGCCGGAGACAUAAAAGUCGCCGGUAAACUCGCCACUCUCCGGCGACACUGGAGUUUCUGGCUGCCAAAAAUAAAACACUCCCGGGUUUUCACAAGAUGAUAUUGAACAAACCCAAUAAACUAAACCUUAAUAUCAUCAUAAUCCUCCUUUUCAUUUCAAGAACUUCACAAUCUUUACAUCCAAAGGCACCCCCAAUUCCAAUUCUACCAAUACCAAAAUCCCGCCAAAUCUCAUGGCAAAUUGCAGAAAUGGCACUUUUCUUGCAUUUCGGUACCAACACUUUUACAAACACAGAGUGGGGAACAGGCCAUGUUGACCCAUCAAUUUUCAACCCAAGUUCAUUAAAUGCUACACAAUGGGUUAAAGUGGCUAAAGAUUCAGGCUUUAAGAGAGUUAUCUUAACUGCUAAACACCAUGAUGGUUUUUGCCUUUGGCCUUCACAAUACACUGAUUAUUCUGUUAAAUCAAGUCCUUGGAAAAAUGGGUCUGGUGAUGUUGUAGCUGAAUUGGCUAAAGCUGCAAGAAAUGCUGGUUUGGAGUUGGGGUUGUACCUUUCUCCUUGGGAUAGGCAUGAAUCUUGUUAUGGUGAGACUCUUGAGUAUAAUGAAUAUUAUAUGGGCCAAAUGACUGAGUUGCUUACUAGAUAUGGAGAGAUUAAAUAUAUAUUUUUAGAUGGUGCAAAAGGUGAUGGUGAGAAGGAUAUGGAGUAUUUCUUUGAUGAUUGGUUUAGCCUUAUUCAUCAACUCCAACCUGGAGCUGCGAUCUUCUCUGAUGCUGGUCCUGAUACAAGGUGGGUUGGGGACGAGGCUGGUGUUGCUGGGACCACAUGCUGGUCCCUUUUCAACUGCAGUGCUGUCAAGAUUGGCGGUGAUAAUGAUCUCAGAUACUCAAGGGAAGGGGACCCGUUUGGCCAUGACUGGGUUCCCGCUGAGUGUGAUGUGUCCAUCCGACCUGGUUGGUUUUGGCACGCAUCAGAAAAGCCAAAAAGUGCACUGACUCUGCUGGAUUUGUAUUACAAAUCAGUCGGUAGAAACUGUCUCUUAUUGCUGAAUGUACCCCCAAAUUCAUCCGGUCUCAUAUCAGAUGAAGAUAUACAAGUCCUCAAAGAAUUCUCCGAGCUUCGUGAUUCUAUAUUCUCCCAUAAUAUUGCAAAAGCUGCUCUUCUUUCUGCCAGCAGUACACGAGGAGGUCCAAAAAAUUCUCAGUUCGGACCCCAGAAUAUUAUUGAGGAAGGGUUAUAUACCUAUUGGGCUCCAGAUCAAGAACAAUCAGAUUGGGUACUCUAUUUAGAAUUUCAACAAGUUAUGACUUUCAAUGUCUUGGAACUUCAAGAACCAAUUCAAAUGGGACAACGGAUUAUCGAGUUUCAUCUUGAUAUAUUAGAUGUAACUGGAAAAUGGCAAUAUGUGGUAAGUGGAACGACAGUAGGAUAUCGGAGGCUGUUAGUUUUUCCUACCGUGAAAUCUCACCUGUUAAGGUUGGUUAUUGACAAAUCAAGGGCGUGCCCUCUAAUCUCCCACUUGGGAAUUUACAUGGAUUCCUAUUCUGCUUCAAGACACGUCUCUGAUACACUUACUAAGUCGAAGUUCAUUAACAACCUAGUUUUCAGAAGAACUGCAUACAGCCGGUCUCAAUCUGUUUCCAUCUAAUCUUUGUUGAGCAUCUCAAGUGUACAAUGAACCUUGAUCUUUUCUGAUGUUGUUGUGCUAUGUUGCUCGGACUCUUCAAAAAUGUUGCCUCACCCGUGUUGGAUCCUCCAAAAUGCACUACUUUUGGAGGAUACGACACGCACCCGGCGGCAUUUUUGAAGAGCCCGAGUAACACAGCUUUUGUGUGUGUAAUUUUCUCCACUUUCAGGUGUUGUAACAUGUAAAGUUUAUAAAACACAACUCACAUUAGUGUGGAGCAACUAUUAUGAAACUGCUCCCAUCUAAUCUUUGUUGGGCAACUUUCAGUGUACUGGACAUAAACCUUGAUUUAUCUAAUGCUUGUCUUAGUAAUUUUAACCUCA